This is a messenger RNA of Opisthorchis viverrini, 3010 nucleotides long. RefSeq lists its product as hypothetical. NCBI's taxonomy places the organism in Eukaryota, Metazoa, Platyhelminthes, Trematoda, Opisthorchiida, Opisthorchiidae. The record is from RefSeq and is a predicted model, not a curated record. The transcript has 12 exons. The coding region runs from base 186 to 2921 and encodes 911 amino acids.
CCGACUUUGAUAGAAAGCAUUCCCACUUCCAGUCAUUCGGGUUAGUCGGACUUGUAUCCAUCAGGAAGCUCCCAACUCCCGUCCAACUUACGAAAACUUCGUCAAACCUUUCAUUCACAUUGGUCAGAAAACCAAGAAAAAGUCGUUUCCAUUGAGAACAAAAAGACGGCAGACAAAUCAACAACAUGGUCUCCGUCUCGGUAGUCGGACGAACUGACCUUGAUCAGUAUUUACUACCCAUAAGGGCGAUUGCUGAAGAACCACAAUUUCGAACAACACAAAAAGCCCUUGAGUACGAAUUCCAACAGCAGGAAUAUGCGAGAGACCGAACAGCAUGGAUCAGUCGUAAUAUCCUACCUCAGGAAAAUGUGCUUGAAAACCAGGCCGCUCUGGAAUACCUGAUGGAUAUAACGGACAUGGAAAAGCUUUAUUCGAACAUUUCCGCCAUCACAGCAAACCGAGCUUUUGAGCUGUCUAUGAAGGGCAUGGAAGCAGAAUAUUCGGUUCAUGAUAUGUGUGAAGAAGUCGACAUCAACUGGGAUAACAUACAAAAGUAUGCAGGAAUAGCGAAUGUUCACCUAAAACAUGCGGCCGAUUAUCAUCGGUUCUACUAUCGAACGAAGCAGUUGAACGUUAAAAUUCAACAGACCCGUGAAGAGGUGUACAACGUAUUUCGUAUGCAAAACUGGGAACAUUGUGAUGGAGUUCCCAGUGAGGCCUCUAGAUUGAAAAAUAUUCUCAAGAAAUCCUUGGAUGAAUUUGAAUAUUAUGCGCGCGAGGCAGAGAGUCUAGCAGCCCAAGCACAUACGAUUGUGCCAAUUUAUAUGCGCAGUCAACCUCUGCUGACAGAAGUCGAAGGUGUGAUGCUGUGUGACUAUGACGUGGGCGAAUUCAGUUUUCUCACUGGUGACCGUGUUGUGAUUAUGAGUAAUGUAGAACAACCCAGCGUACAAAACCUUCAGGUCUCAUCUUGCUCAUCCGAUCUACAGAGGACCAUCAACAGCGAAGAAGAAGCUGGAGGAGAAGUACGGGAAGACCACAAACAUGAAGGAGGACCAAACUCCCUAGAAAACUCGACAGAAACAAUUGAAAUUCUUGAUGUUCAAGACGGUCCAUUCCCAUACUUUCAUAGAUAUCAAAUGUUAGAUACUCCUAGUCUGCAGUCGGGUACAAACGGAAGCGCACUCACUGUCAGCCCAUUCUGGCGCAUUCGCGGCAUUAAUAACACGGUGGAAGCUCUGGUGCCUGCUGUUUGUGUAUGGAUAACGACACCCGAUACGGACUCAACGGUGACAGCCGCCAGGUUGAAGGAAGAACUCUUAAUCAAAUGGAGCAGUGCAAUCGAUGAACUAUUGCAAGUUGUUUGCGAUUUCAUCAAGCAAUUUCUCAUCCGGAUCAUCGAUAAAGGGGAGAUAAGAGUCACAGAUGGAGUUUCCUUAACUCGGCUUUUCAACUUACUCGAAGACUCGUAUGACGUGUUUGAUCGGGGGGAAUUCAACGAAGAGAUCACUAGUUUGUUAACAACCGCCCGCGCCCUCUGGAGACCUGCAUUUCUGGAUGAGCUGGAUGAUGCGCCAUUUGCUUUGCGACGAAGUGAGAUUGCCCAUUACAUCAGCAUUAUAGAGACCCUACAGGCACAUAUGCGUAGCUUAACAGCAAUAUAUCCCAGAUUUACAACCGAGGUGGACAGCGACUGGAUGGAAAACCGAGUGAUCCUAGAAACACGCCGUCUUGUUUUGGCCAUCAAUACCAUCCAUGAGCUGGCCAAUACAGAUCUCUAUCGAGUACGCCAUAUACACGAAGAGUUACACAAACUCAGAAUGGCUCAUUGGGAAUACGUUCAACCUACAGCGUCUACCACCACAGAAACGGAUGUUUUGGAAACCACGCCUUCGUCCACCGUCGACUCCAGCUUAAGAGAUACGGAAAUUAGCAGUACAGCAUCGGAGAAACGGGAGUAUUUAUAUCAAAGGCAUCUUCUCAUGAAAGAAACUUCCAUUCAACAAUCAGAGUGGGAGAAGAGGGAAUAUCUGAGGAAACGCCUACGAAGGAACCAGGUCGAUAUACAGAAGGUGAUGGAUAUCACUGAGGCAUUGAAGUCACCAAGAGAACGAAUAUACAGAACAACAAAAAACAUCGAAAUGGAUGAAAGGACGCAAAGGUACACCGUGGUAUAUUUGGAAGUGAACCCCACAGAAGAACCGGAAAAAUUAGAUGCCGCCACCGAAGUAAAAGCAGAAACCACAAUACCCACCGCCAUAGUUGAGAAAGAAACACCACAGAGAAAAACAAAAACAACAGCAGUACAAGCAGCAACACAGAAAACGAUAACCCUGCAGAAGCCAGAUUCAAAGCCCGAAGAAAAACAAACCGCCCACAAAAACGUCGCAACGGAAGAAAAACAAACCAAAGACACCGGCACAAUGCAUCAAACCAAACGAAAGGAAACAACCAAUCAAACACAAACUGACACAUAUAUAGAACCCGACAUCAAGCAAUCAGAAAAAAUGGAAUACACUCCAAAAAUUCAAGAAGCAACAUCACAAAAGAUGACACCAAGCGCCAUACAAACAAAAGCAACCGGAUUAAGCAUGAAACAAAUCACAAUUUGUUACGAAAACCAAACAAUACCAACAUUAACGAUUGAACAAAAAACCACAAAAUAUAUCCCAUCGAUGUGCAGCGCAAGCGCAUUCUACGCCGAGUCCAAACACAUCGCACACGCCGCCACGCAACAUCUGAUAACAGCACAGCAACCACCAAUAUUGCAAAUACACAGGGAACCUACGAAGAGAGCUGCACUCGGGCCAAAGGUGCAAAUACAAACCGAAACACUCACACAAACGACACCGCAUAUAAUAACGGCAAGCGCAUUUACGCCGAGACCAAACACAUCGCACACGCCGCCCCGCAACAUCUGAUAACAGCACAGCAACCACCAAUAUCGGAAAUACACAGGGAACCUACGAAGAGAGCUGCACUCGGGCCAAAGGUGCAAAUACAAACCGAA